AUGUGGGGGCGCUUCCUGUCCUCGGAGGCUGGCGGCCGGGACAGCCCCGGCGCAGCCCGCAGCUUUCCUGCGGGCCCAGAUUACUCUUCAUCAGCAUGGUUAUCUGGUAAUGAAUCAUUGUGGCAGGCCACAACUCUUCCAUCUAACCAUCGAAAUAACCAUACUAGAAGACACAGUAUAGCUUCUGACAGUGGAGACACUGGCAUUGGAACGUCUUGUUCUGACAGCGUGGAAGAUCAUUCAACCUCAAGUGGCACAUUAUCAUUUAAACCAAGUCGGUCAUUGGUUACCCUUCCUACUGCUCAUGUGAUGCCGUCUAACGGCAGCUCUUCACUCUCCCGACACAGGGAAUCACUGACAUCAGAUGGGUCAAAAUGGAGCACAGCCCUCUUGCAGACACUGGGAAAUCGCAGUAGAGAGGAGCAGGACUCGUCACUAGAUAUGAAAGACUUCCGGCCCCUCCGGAAAUGGUCAUCUCUCUCCAGACUGACUACCCCCAGUAACUGCAACCAGGAUGGCAUGGUGCACCCAGAAGAGCCUCGGAAUGGUUUGGAAAAGACCGGGAGGAGCAAGGCAUUAAUAUCACAACUGAAGACAAUUGGACCUAGCUGCUUACAUGACAGUAUGGAGAUGCUUAAACUAGAGGACAAGGAAUUAAAUAAAAAACGAUCAUCAACUCUGGAUUGUAAAUAUAAAUUUGAGAGCUGUAGCAAAGAAGACUGUAGAACCUUUCCCUCCACACUUAGGAGACAGACCUUAGACAUGACAUACAGUGCCUUACCUGAAAGCAAGCCCAUUAUGGCAAGCACAGAGGCUUUUGAACCACCGAAAUAUUUAAUACUUGGUCAACAGGCAGUAGGUGGGGUUCCCAUUCAGCCUUCUGUGAGGACUCAAAUGUGGCUUACUGAGCAGUUACGGACAAAUCCUUUGGAAUGUAGAGCAACAGAGGACUCUUACAGUUUAGCUCCUUGGCAACAACAGCAAAUUGAAGAAUUUAGACCAGGAAGUGAGACACCAAUGCAGGUUUUAACUGGAUCAUCUCGUCAGAGUUACUCACCUUCUGACUAUCAGGAAUUCAGUAAGUGGGAAUCAGUGUUGAAAUUAAAAGAAGGACUGCUAAGGCAGAAAGAAAUUGUGAUUGAUCGGCAGAAGCAACAAAUAACCCACCUACACGAGAGGAUAAGAGAUAAUGAAUUACGAGCACAGCAUGCCAUAUUAGGACAUUAUGUAAAUUGCGAGGAUUCUUAUGUGGCUAGUUUACAGCCACAGUAUGAGAACACUUCACUUCAAGCUCCAUUUUCAGAACAAGCUGUACCCAGGUCCCAGCAGGAGGAACUUGAACAAAAGCUUGCAUCUGCUGAGAAAGAGGUUUUACAGCUGAAUGAGUUUCUCAAGCAAAGAAUAACCCAAUCUAGUGAAGAGAAGAAGAAAUUGGAAGAAAAGCUUAAAACCAGAGAUAGGUACAUCAGCAGCCUGAAAAAGAAAUGUCAGAAAGAAUCUGAACAAAACAAGGAGAAGCAGAGGAGGAUUGAGACUUUGGAAAAGUAUUUGGCCGAUCUGCCCACUCUAGAUGAUGUACAGAACCAGAGUCUGCAGCUUCAGGUUCUAGAAGAAAAAAAUAAGAAUUUACAAGAGACUUUGAUAGAUAUGGAGAAAAAAAUUGAAGAUAUCAAAAAACAGAAUCAGGAGAAGGAGGCACAGCUAAUUUGCCAGAAGAAGAAAGAAAAGGAGUUGGUAACCACAGUACAGAGUUUGCAGCAGAAAGUAGAAAGAUGCCUAGAAGAUGGAAUUCGCCUCCCUAUGUUAGAUGCAAAGCAACUUCAGAAUGAAAAUGAUAACCUCAGAGAACAAAAUGAAAAUGCUAGUAAGAUAAUAGAGAGUCAACAAAUUGAAAUUGACAGAAUGACUUCAGAAAUUCAGUCUAUGCAAGGCAAGCUAUCAAAAGAGAAAUUGGCCACUCAAAAGGUGGUGGAAGAACUAGAAAAAAAAGAAAGAAACAUACAGAGAUUAACAAAAGCAUUGCUUGGGAACCAAAGACAAACAGAAGAGACUGGCUGUUCUAUGGAUCAGGGCCAGGAAGCAGACCAAUCCAGGCAACAGACAACUCUUUCCAAAUGGCCAUUAUUUGAUUUGACUGUGAUUGACCAGCUAUUCAAGGAAAUGUCCUACUGCUUGUUUGACUUGAAAGCAUUGUGUAGUAUUCUUAAUCAGCGUGCUCAGGGCAAGGAACCUAAUCUUUCAUUAUUACUGGGAAUCAGAUCAAUGAACUGUUCAGCUGAAGAGACAGAAAGUGACCACAGCCCUGAAACACUGACUAAGAAACUGUCUGACGUGUGCCAGUUACGGAGGGACAUCGAUGAGUUAAGGACUACAAUAUCCGACCGCUAUGCUCAGGACAUGGGAGACAACUGCAUCACUCAGUGA
This is a messenger RNA of Elephantulus edwardii (Cape elephant shrew), 2424 nucleotides long. RefSeq names its product centrosomal protein 85kDa-like (gene CEP85L). The transcript has 13 exons. Lineage: Eukaryota; Metazoa; Chordata; Mammalia; Macroscelidea; Macroscelididae. Gene Ontology annotation, cellular component: centrosome. The record is from RefSeq and is a predicted model, not a curated record. Bases 1 to 2424 code for a protein of 807 amino acids.